Artibeus jamaicensis (Jamaican fruit-eating bat) is the source of this 2972-nucleotide messenger RNA. RefSeq names its product zinc finger protein 691 (gene ZNF691). Bases 239 to 1093 code for a protein of 284 amino acids. The record is from RefSeq and is a predicted model, not a curated record. Gene Ontology annotation, biological process: regulation of transcription by RNA polymerase II. Gene Ontology annotation, molecular function: RNA polymerase II cis-regulatory region sequence-specific DNA binding; DNA-binding transcription factor activity. The transcript is spliced from 2 exons. NCBI's taxonomy places the organism in Eukaryota, Metazoa, Chordata, Mammalia, Chiroptera, Phyllostomidae.
AGAAGGAAAUUUGACAACCUUAGGAGGAAACUCAGUGUCCACCGCUGGGCUCAAAACUUGGAAAAUUUCUUCAUCGAGUCUACGAUUUUCCUUAGGACUACAACUCCCAGCAGGCCACCGCAGAGUCCAAAGCUUAUUGGCGGUCCCGCUCGGUUUCUUGCGGUGUGGCAGCUACUACAGCCAAUGGGAAAGGAAGAUAGUUCUCAGAACCCAAUCCUGGAACGGCAGGGGCUCGGACAUGGGCAGUGAGAAGGAGCAGGAUCCAGAGCAGCACCUGCCCGAGGAAGGGGAGCGGGGCAAGCCUUGGAGAGUGGAUGACUCGGAGGGUUUUCGGAUCCCAGCUGGGGAGAAAGAGCAUGGGCAAGAGAGCCAGUCGGUGGGGCCACAAGGGGUCCAUCCGAAACGGCCGUGGCAGAAAGUCACUGUCCCCACUGGAGAGCCGGGGGACCCCGUUGCUCAGCCGAGGCCUGAGGCCGAGGAGAAGCCCUUUAUAUGUGCCCAGUGUGGCAAAACCUUCAAUAAUACCUCCAACCUGAGAACACACCAGCGGAUCCACACGGGUGAGAAACCUUACAAGUGUUCUGAAUGUGGCAAGAGCUUCUCGAGGAGCUCCAACCGCAUCCGGCACGAGCGGAUCCACCUGGAAGAGAAGCACUACAAAUGCCCCAAGUGUCAGGAGAGCUUUCGGCGGCGCUCGGAUCUCACCACGCACCAGCAAGAUCACCUGGGCAAGCGGCCGUACCGCUGUGACAUCUGUGGGAAGAGCUUCAGCCAGAGCGCCACGCUGGCUGUGCAUCACCGGACCCACCUGGAGCCCGCGCCCUACAUCUGCUGUGAGUGCGGGAAGAGCUUCAGCAACAGCUCCAGCUUUGGGGUGCACCACCGCACCCACACAGGCGAGAGGCCUUACGAGUGUGCCGAAUGUGGGCGGACCUUCAGCGACAUCUCCAACUUCGGAGCCCACCAGAGGACCCACAGAGGGGAGAAGCCCUACCGGUGCACCCUGUGUGGGAAACACUUCUCCCGCAGCUCCAAUCUCAUCCGCCACCAGAAAACGCACCUGGGAGAGCCGGCUGGGAAAGACUCCACCUGAAGAAGAGUGAGGGGGAGAGAGAGACCCACUGGGAGUAUAGAAAGAUCUUUAGGAUCUGCUGCUGCCUCCUUGACCUCAACCCCUUCACCCCACUUUGGAGAAUGGUUUCCUGUGAAGCCCGAUCUCCAGGAUGCCUUGAGGAGGGACUUGAAUAAAAAUCCUUGCCCCCUUCCAAUCCAAUUUCUUGCCUUGGAAGGUCAGAAGAUCUGGCCUUGGCUUCAUCUCCUUGCGGUGAAAGAGAAAUAGGAUAGGUUUAGUACAUGCUCCUUUCAUUAGGGCCACGGUCCCUGGCCUUUGAGGAAGUACCUAUGCGAUGCACAUCACUGAAGAUCCUCCAAACCGUGUAUGAACUGCUCAGGACACAGUGCAGUGGCCUGCUAGUCCCCAUCCACUGCGCCCCAGCUGGGCUUCGGGGGGCAGUCUGCCCAAUGGAAGGGGCCUCCUUGGCCUGGAGAAUGGCCUGAGGUCCUGCCUUAGAGAUGAAAGGGAAGCUGUUAGGGAGCUGUGAUCCAGGGACCUUGACACUGCCCCCUGUGUGUGACUCGUUAUCCCCGCCCCAACCUGCCUCUGUUCCCCGAGUGAUUAGCAGUAAAACCCUUCACUACAAAGGACCUGCGUACUUAUUUGGGGCGUUCAAGAAUGGGGCUCCUGGGGGCGUGGUCUCUCUGCAGCUGGGAGAAAGUGGAAUUUCAAGGGAGACGCAGUGGGUGGUUGCUCUGAAAAGCAAAGGGAGACUGAGUUGAUGGGCCUCCACGGAGGACGGAGAAAGGGAAGGAAGUCACAGUAACUGAGCAUCCACUGUAUGACACAGAUUCCACCCGUCACAUUCACAUCCUUUAUUUCAUUUAGUUGUCGCAGCAACCCUCAGGGGAGUAAGAUGAGGAAACAGGAGUGAGGACAGGUGAAGUCGUACGGCAGCGAGUAUAGAGGCGGAGUUCACACUCGGGCCUCCCUUGAUUCGGAGAUGACACUCUGCACUGCACUCGCCAGCUCUGAAGCAGCAGCCACUUAGGGGGCUUACCUGGGACCAGGUGAUUGCCUAGAGGCGAGAGCUAGUGCAGACUCCUCACAGGGCUCUGGACUGUUUGUAGGAAGUUAGUGCCAGCCUUUUCAACUUUAGACUGAUGGAGAACUUACUCUGUAUCUAGGAAAAAUGACAGCGGCAGGGAGUAGGACGUGAGGGAUGGGGUAAGGUGAACCCAUAAUGAGAGUCUUUGACCGUAGUGACGAUAAUUUAUUGCUUGCGUCUGGGACAGCUCAGCAGGGUUCAUUCCCAGGUUCUUGCCCUGGUUUAGGUCUGGUUCCACAGUGCAGAUUUCAGUGUUUUCUGCAGAUGUUUAGUGUCCACCCAGAUUUCCUAUAAAUACAAAAGACGCGGCCCUGCUCCUCUGGCAUGAAGGGCCUCCUUCAUUUGUAGCCAGGUGGCAGAAUGUGACUGUGACACCUGGUUUGGGACUGACCCCCCAUAACCUGACCUGUCACAGGGGACCUGACCCUGCCUCCCACCCAGGAAGGGAUGUGCCCGGGAACUUUGCAAACUUGAUCCUCUGGAAUUCUCAACGACCCUGCGAAGUUAGGGUUCUGCGCCUCUGACAGUUGCAGAAACAGACUGACAGAACGGGACGGAUGCUAGACUGCAUGGCAAGUAAACGGCAGGGUCAGGAACGGACCCGGGCUUCUGCCCGAAUCCAAAACCGGAAUUUUCCCAGCUCUAAAAGAAGACUUCCCAACUAAUUCCCUAACAGUUGCAGGACACUUCACAGUUUAUGAAGCACUUUUAUUUCACAUACAUUUUCCUACUUCUUGAAAAUCUCCAUACAAAAUAUUUUAAAUGUAGUCACCCAAGCUGGCAUGUAUGAAUUCUCGCAAUCCCAAAUAA